AUGGCUUCCUACACCAUCAACGAGCCGCACCCGACCGUUCCCCAGAACGCCUACGCCCACUCGGGCCGCGGCGGCGCCGGCAACACCUUCCGCGUGUCGGCCGCCACCAGCGUCCCGACCAGGACCACCACCAACACUACCACUUCCCCAUCCUCCUCCGCCCGCUUCUACUCGGGCCGCGGCGGCGCCGGAAACGCCCACGAGGCGUCGGAGCGCGCCGCCAUGUCCCUCGACGCCGAGUACGCCGUCGCCGCCGACGCCGCCCGCCACGCCUCGGCCUCGCGGGGCUACGUCGGCCGCGGCGGCGCCGGGAACGUCUUCUCGCCUGCUACUGCCGCCACCCCGGGUGCCGCCGCGGGUAGCGCCCGCCGCGACUCGGCCAGCACCGACGGGUCCGAGAAGAGCAGCUUCUGGGGCCGUCUGAGCGGGAGCUACCGCCGCUAA
Messenger RNA from Gaeumannomyces tritici R3-111a-1, 444 nucleotides. RefSeq lists its product as hypothetical. The transcript has a single exon. Bases 1 to 444 code for a protein of 147 amino acids. NCBI's taxonomy places the organism in Eukaryota, Fungi, Ascomycota, Sordariomycetes, Magnaporthales, Magnaporthaceae. The record is from RefSeq and is a predicted model, not a curated record.